GCUUCUGUGGGGUGGGGGGGAGAGAAGUACUUUUUAUUAGCCAUCUUUUGACUCCCUUUUCAUGCUCAUCUGCUAGGGCUACACUGUAGGUGCCCUUUAUGUAACUCCUUCCAAGGUUGAGAAAGUUAAUUUCCUCCUCCGAAUCCUCCUACCGCCUUAUCUUCCCAUUAUCUCCCGGCAAAUCCUGGCAAAUCCCCAUUUGGAUUGGGCUGGGUAUGCUGCCUCCCCCUGGUGGCGGGACGCCAGACGUGCAGCUCAUGUUAAUAAACUCUAAGCGAGCCACUUGCUGAUUGGGCGGGAGCCCGCUUGCACAGCUGCAUUUUUCAAGGUUUUAGCCCGGAGAGAAUGAAGAAAGGACAACAGCAGCAAUAAAGCAGCAGCAACACAGUAGCAGAAGCAGCAACAGAACAUCAUCAUCAGCAACAAAACAUCAUCUGCACCAACCAGCAUCUGCUACCAAAUCACCUCAUCACCUUGGUGAUUUUUUUUGGCCACCAUUCUGCCUUUUUAGCUUUGCUUUUUUUUUUCUUCCCUCCUUCUCUGUGAUUCUGAGUCCUUUAAAUAUCUACGAUGACAAUCAGACAUCAAGGCCAACAGUACAGGCCAAGAAUGGCAUUCCUCCAAAAGAUUGAAGUCUUGCUAAAAGAGAUGCAGAAUCCAGAAACGGGAGUCAAAAUGCAUGUACAGCGGCUGAUGAUCACCAGCAUUCCCCAUGCAAUGACAGGGAGUGACAUCUUACAGUGGAUCAUCCAGCGGCUUCAGAUCCUCAGCGAAGAGGCCCAGAAUCUGGGGAAUUUCAUCGUCAAGUACGGAUACAUUUACCCUCUGCAGGACCCGAAGAAUCUCACCCUCAAACCGGACCACAGCCUCUACCGGUUUCAGACACCCUAUUUCUGGCCUACUCAGCAGUGGCCAGCUGAGGACACAGACUAUGCCAUCUAUCUGGCCAAGAGAAAUAUCAAGAAGAAAGGGAUUUUGGAAGAGUAUGAAAAGGAAAACUACAACUUCUUGAAUAAAAAAAUUAACUACAAAUGGGAUUUUGUCAUCAUGCAGGCCGAGGAGCAGUACAAGAUGGGAAAGGAAAGGACAAAAGCAGAUAGAUAUUCCCUGGAUUGUCAAGAGAAAGCUUACUGGCUGGUUCACCGAUGUCCUCCGGGAGCACACAACGUCCUUGACUAUGGCCUGAACAGGGUGACUGAUCCAAAUGAAGUUAAGAAAAAAACAAUCAACUUUCUUAGAAAAGAGAUUAUGUACUACAAGCAGGCCCUCAUGCGGUCCACGGUGAAAUCUUCAGUCUCUCUUGGAGGAAUCGUGAAGUACAGUGAGCAGUUUGCUUCCAAUGAUCCGUUUAUUUCUGGCUGCCUCCCCAGCAACCCUUGGAUAACGGACGACACCCAGUUCUGGGACCUGAACGCUAAACUGGUGGAAAUCCCGACCAAGAUGAGAGUGGAGCGAUGGGCGAUUAACUUUAGCGAGCUGAUCAGAGACCCGAAAGGCCGACAGAGCUUCCAGCUGUUCCUGAAGAAAGAAUUCAGUGGGGAAAAUCUGGGGUUCUGGGAGGCGUGUGAAGAUUUGAAGUACGGAGAUCAGUCCAAGGUCAAAGAGAAAGCAGAGGACAUUUACAAGCUGUUCCUGGCCCCGGGUGCAAGGCGCUGGAUUAACAUAGAUGGCAAAACCAUGGACAUCACCGUCAAGGGGUUGAAACACCCUCAUCGCUACGUCCUCGAUGCUGCUCAAACCCAUAUUUACAUGCUCAUGAAAAAGGACUCUUAUGCUCGCUACCUGAAGUCUCCAAUAUACAAGGAAAUGCUGGCCAAAGCCGUGAAGCCCCAGGAGACCACCAGGAGAAGCUCCAGCCUCCCAUUUGGACGCCGCCAGCUCCGGUCCAGUCCCAGCCCGGUCAUCUUAAGGCAGCUGGAGGAAGAGGCCAAGGCGAGGGAGGCAGCCAACACGGUGGACAUCACCCAGGUCAUGAGCCGGCUGGACCGGAGGAGCCAGUUAACAAGGGAGUUGCCUAAAAAGUAGUGGGCUGAGGUGGGGGGUGGGGAAGUGGGUGGAUGGGGGACUGAAGCAGGGCCAGAGGGGCAUGGAGGGUCCUGCCUCUGCUCUCCAGCUUCCCCAUCCCAUUAGCACCUGCUCACCCUACACUGCCAGAUGCAACAGAGAGGGUGUGCCUCCGGAGGGAGGCAGCUCAGCAUAGUUCCCUGCCGGACCCGGGUGGGAGCCGUCUUUCUGCGCUGUGUCCCCUCCACCCCCCGGGCCCUUUCUAGAGUUUUCUAGAGCCCGUGUCUCCUGUAUCCCAACCACAUGUUCUUUCCACGAGUUGCGGUAUCAUUACCAUUUCCCUGAAACCCUCAGCAUGCCACUUGUGCUACUGUAUAGCAUCUUUUGUGGGGAAAUCUCAGAUUUCAGGGACAGCUCAAAAUUUUCUUAAGGUUUGCACUGAAGCUUCUUCAGGCAGAAUCCUCCAAUCCAGUUACAUAGGGCCUGCUUCCCUAGGCGUAUCUGAGCUCUCCACCUCAGUCAGCCGGUCAGUCAACCUAUUUAUCGAGAACUUACUGCAUGCAGAGCACUCUACUAAGCACUGGGAGAAUUCCAUAGAACAGUAUAACAAAUACAUUCCCUGCCCACAACAAGCUUACCAUCAUUCAUCUGUGUUCAGAAAAUCUCAAUGAAUGUUAAGGGAUUGCCCUGUAUCUGCAAAAGCAAGUUGCUUGUGCAAGGAGUAAGUAAUAGUGAUAUUUACUGAGCACUCACCGGGUACGUAGACUGUACUAAGCACUUUAAUGGUCAUUAUACUUACCUGCAGCCUCUAGCCUAAGCAACCAGAUGCAGACUUCUUAACGUUCAAGAGCAGGAUUGAUCAGCACCCAUCAUCUGUAACGGGUCUAGAAUAAGGUCCCCACAGUACUUACUAUGUGCUAAGCACUGGGGUAGAUACAGGAUUACGAGUUUGGACCCA
Molecule: messenger RNA, 2962 nt
Organism: Ornithorhynchus anatinus (platypus)
Lineage: Eukaryota; Metazoa; Chordata; Mammalia; Monotremata; Ornithorhynchidae
Gene: RGS9
Product: regulator of G protein signaling 9
Exons: 17
Coding region: 571-2025 (484 amino acids)
Biological process (GO): regulation of G protein-coupled receptor signaling pathway; intracellular signal transduction; G protein-coupled receptor signaling pathway
Source: RefSeq, a predicted model, not a curated record